AUGCCACCUACUAGAAAAUACGUUUCUGGAUAUACAAAACGGCUUAGAAAAAGAAAAAUCGAGGAAUUGACUCAAUCUCAAAGAGGAGCUCUUGAUAGAUUCAUUGUUAGAGAAUCACAUGCUACAAUUGAUGAAAAUAUUUUCAAUGAACGAGAACAAGAUGAUGUUGAGGAAUUGCAAGUUAUUGAAAAUAAUAUGGAUGAAUGUGUGGGUAAUGCUGAGCAGAAUGAGAAUGAUGACAAUGAAAAUGCUGAUAUUGAUGAUCAUAAUGAAGAUGUUGAAGAUGUAGACAUAGAAAAUCAUAACAAUGAGAACGUCACUGAUUUAUUCAAUGAGGAACCAAGCCAAUCCAUUCCAUUGGAUAUUUAUGAUCCAAGAAAUUGGGAUAAUAUUGAUGAUUUCUCUUCUAAACGGACUAGCUUUGAUGUCAAUUGA
Molecule: messenger RNA, 435 nt
Organism: Prunus persica (peach)
Lineage: Eukaryota; Viridiplantae; Streptophyta; Magnoliopsida; Rosales; Rosaceae
Product: suppressor of Mek1-like
Exons: 1
Coding region: 1-435 (144 amino acids)
Source: RefSeq, a predicted model, not a curated record